Molecule: messenger RNA, 252 nt
Organism: Protopolystoma xenopodis
Lineage: Eukaryota; Metazoa; Platyhelminthes; Monogenea; Polystomatidea; Polystomatidae
Source: the annotation of a GenBank genome assembly
UAUCUUCUUGGUCGACGGAGCCGCUUUAUUGCAGUUCCUCAUUCUUCUGACCAGACACAGGAGACUCUCGGCUUGCGGCCGCUUCUUUCCAACAAUGCAUCUUGUCUUCCACCAUUUCCUAGUACAGCUGAAGUGCAAUCUUACCUGCCUAAUGUAGGCCCUAAGGAUGAGGCAAACGAAGCAAUUGUGACAGAAACGAAUAUUCUUCCCCCUCUCUGUUCCAUUCCCCAAUCUUCAACGGAGGGUGAGUAG